This is a messenger RNA of Arachis duranensis, 1941 nucleotides long. RefSeq names its product root phototropism protein 2. Gene Ontology annotation, molecular function: protein binding. The transcript is spliced from 4 exons. Lineage: Eukaryota; Viridiplantae; Streptophyta; Magnoliopsida; Fabales; Fabaceae. The record is from RefSeq and is a predicted model, not a curated record. The coding region runs from base 143 to 1828 and encodes 561 amino acids.
UGAAGUAAAGCUACAGGAUCAUCCACAAUCUCCUUUAUAUUAAUAGCCAGACCCCCACCCUCUAACCCACUACUGUUUCUCUCUCUCUCUCGCUCUCUCUCUCUCUCUAACCAGAAGACCAGGCUAUAUAUACACCAUCUUCAUGGCGGCCUCAAACCCCAAUAGAAGACAAUCCCUUGCCAUGGAGAGAACUGGGCAAUGGAUAUUUUCUCAAGAAAUCCCCAGUGAUGUUAUAGUUGAAGUUGGAGAAGCCAGUUAUUCUCUUCAUAAGUUCAUGCUGGUGGCGAAGAGCAACUACCUCAGAAAGCUGAUAAUUGAAGCACAGGAAAGUGACCUUACCAAAAUUGAUCUCUCAGAUAUUCCCGGAGGUUCCGAGAUUUUCGAGAAGGCGGCGAAGUUCUGCUACGGCGUCAACUUUGAGAUAACCGUUUAUAACGUCGCCGCCCUCCGCUGCGCCGCCGAGUUUCUUCAGAUGACUGAUGACUACUGCGAUGGCAACCUCGCCGGCAGGACAGAGGACUUCCUUACUCAGGUUGGACUAUCUAAUCUCUCCGCCGCCGUUGCCGUACUCAAAUCCUGCCGGCAGCUCCUCCCCUUUGCUGACGAAAUCAAACUCCGGAGCCGCUGCAUCGACGCUGUAAGCUCCAAGGCCUGCAGCGAGGCAAGUUUUCCAUGCCGGUCGCCACCAAACUGGUGGACGGAGGAGCUUGCGGGACUCGACGUGGAUUCAUUUGGAGAAGUCAUCGCCGCCAUGAAGCAGCGUGGCGCCAAGACCGGAGUCCAGUUGUCUGAUCCUGGCGAUUCUUCAGAUUCCGAUUCUAGUUCCAAUUCGAGGACCGAGCAGCGCGAGAUUCUCCAAUCCAUUGUCUCUCUCUUCCCUUCCGAGAAAGCAGCUUUUCCAAUCAACUUCCUCUGCUGCCUCCUCCGUUGCGCAAUCUACCUCUGCGCCUCAAGCUCCUGCAAGCGCGAGCUCGAGAAGCGGAUCUCGGAGAUCCUAGAGCACGUGACCGUCGACGACCUCCUCGUGCUCUCGUUCACCUAUGACGGCGAGAGGCUUCUCGAUCUGGACAGCGUUCGAAGGAUAAUAUCUGGAUUCGUGGAGAAGGAGAAGAGCGAGUCGGUGUUCAGUGCCGGUACAUUCCGAGAAGACUUCUCUGCCGCGAUGCACCGCGUAGCCAAAACCAUCGACGUCUACCUCGCCGAAAUCGCCGCGUACGCCGAUCUCACCAUCUCCAAGUUCAACGGCAUCGCGGUUCUCAUCCCCAAAAACGCGCGAAAAGUCGAUGAUGACAUUUACCGCGCCGUGGAUAUCUACCUCAAGGUGCAUCCGAACCUGGAUGAGAUUGAAAGGGAGAAAGUGUGUAGCGUGAUGGAUCCACUGAAGCUGUCAUACGAAGCACGCGUGCACGCGUCGCAGAACAAGCGUUUGCCGGUACAGAUUGUUCUCCACGCGCUCUACUACGACCAAUUGAAGAUAAGAAGUGGCGCAGAGGAGGAUCGGAAAUCAUCCCCGAAAACUGCUUCAGUAACGGCAGCGACGACGAGGAACCAGCAGCUGCAUACUGACGUGUCACUUGUGAGGGAGAACGAGGAGUUGCGAUCGGAGCUGAUGAAGAUGAAGAUGUACAUUUCAGAUAUGCAGAAGAAUGGGCCGGGAACGACAUCUUCUGGGCCUGGGCCCACCAAGAAGCCCACGUUCUUCUCAGCUGUGUCGAAGAAACUGGGCAAGUUGAAUCCGUUUAAGCAGGGCUCUAAGGACACCUCACACAUUGAAGAUAUGUCUGUUGACUUAUCCAAGCCCAGAAGACGAAGGUUCUCUGUUUCGUAAACUUUUUUUUCUUGUAAUUUUGUGCGAUAUGUGUAUUUUAGGUUAAUUUGAUUGUAAUAUCUGUUUGUAAAAUAAUUUACAUAUAGAAUUUGAUUUGUUUUUGUGGAUGGAAA